This is a messenger RNA of Helianthus annuus (common sunflower), 838 nucleotides long. Its product is annotated as ATP synthase subunit d, mitochondrial. Gene Ontology annotation, biological process: proton motive force-driven ATP synthesis. Bases 90 to 596 code for a protein of 168 amino acids. NCBI's taxonomy places the organism in Eukaryota, Viridiplantae, Streptophyta, Magnoliopsida, Asterales, Asteraceae. Gene Ontology annotation, molecular function: proton transmembrane transporter activity. The record is from RefSeq and is a predicted model, not a curated record. The transcript has 5 exons.
ACAAAAGCUCAUAAAGAAAACUAAAAACGAAAGGGUUUGCCUUUCUAUCUCCUACAAGCUCCUGAGAGAGAGAGAGAGAGAGAGUAAAGAUGAGCGGUGCAGGGAAGAAGGUAGCCGAUGUAGCCUUCAAGGCAUCAAGGACGAUCGAUUGGGAGGGUAUGGCCAAGAUGAUCGUCACCGAGGAGGCUCGCAAGGAGUUCUCCUCUCUCCGUCGUGCAUUUGAGGAAGUCAAUUCCACUCUUCAGACCAAAUUCAGUCAGGAACCAGAACCUAUUGACUGGGAGUACUACAGAAAAGGACUUGGAUCUCGCAUAGUCGAUUCUUACAAAGAGUAUUAUGAUGGUGUCGAAAUCCCCAAGUUUGUAGACACUACCACUCCUAAGUAUAAACCCAAGUUUGACGAGUUGUUGGUGGAGCUGAAAGAGGCUGAACAAAAAUCACUCAAGGAAUCUGAAAGAUUGGAAAAAGAAAUUGCUGAUGUCCAAGAGCUAAAGAAAAAACUUAGCACCAUGACAGCUGAUGAAUACUUUGAGAAACACCCAGAAUUAAAACAGAAAUUUGAUGAUGAAAUCAGAAAUGACUACUGGGGCUAUUGAUUUCAUUUCUCUUGGUUGCUUCUGGAGAAGCCAUUUGAGUUUUUUUUUUUUUUUUUUUUUGAAAUAAAACAAUGAAUAACAAAGACUUGUUGGUUAAAAUCAUUUUUUGCAUGGAGAAGCAGUAGUUUGUGCCAAUUCUAGCCUGAUGGAUGGGUCCAUCAUAAUGACAUGUGCUUCUGCACAUGGUGCCAAUUCUCGACCCAGCAUGACCCGAGACACAGUAAGGAAAUAGUUUUUCGUUA